ACCAAAAAAAAAAGGAAAAAAAUAAAAAAUAAAAAAAAAGAAUUGUUAACUCAAGCAGGUAACAGCAAAUGAAGAUGGCAUCGGGCAUCGAGCUAACACGUGAGUGCAAGCAUGUCUUUGAACAGAUACGGAAGAUGAAGCAACAUCGCUAUGUCAUUUUCAUCAUUAAGGACGAGCGUGAGAUUCGUGUCGAUAUUUUGGGGAUUCGCGAUGCUAACUAUGAUGACUUUUUGCGCGAUUUGCGCAGGGGCGGGCCAAAGGAAUGCCGCUAUGCGGUCUAUGAUUAUGCAUAUCAUCAUCAAUGCCAAGGCGCCUCGUCCACUUGCCUAAAGGAGAAGCUCUUUCUGAUGCUCUGGUGCCCGGUGCAGGCUCGCGUUAAGGACAAAAUGCUAUAUUCCAGUUCGUUUGCUGCCCUAAAACGUGAUUUCAUCGGUGUACAGAAAUGUAUUCAGGCCACUGAAAUGGAUGAGGCAUGUCGCGAAGCUGUCGAGGAGCAAUUGCGUUCUCUGGAUCGUGAUUAGCCAACGAUAACAACAACAUCCAAAUGAUUAUUAGUAAUUUGAAAUCGAUCCACCUGCUGUUUGCCUUAUGUUUAUAAACUUUUAGUCGGAA
This is a messenger RNA of Drosophila willistoni, 612 nucleotides long. RefSeq names its product cofilin/actin-depolymerizing factor homolog. The coding region runs from base 69 to 521 and encodes 150 amino acids. The record is from RefSeq and is a predicted model, not a curated record. NCBI's taxonomy places the organism in Eukaryota, Metazoa, Arthropoda, Insecta, Diptera, Drosophilidae. Gene Ontology annotation, molecular function: actin filament binding. The transcript has 2 exons. Gene Ontology annotation, cellular component: cytoplasm; actin cytoskeleton; actin cortical patch. Gene Ontology annotation, biological process: cell motility; actin filament fragmentation; actin filament severing.